Messenger RNA from Lepus europaeus (European hare), 3553 nucleotides. It is a transcript of the gene CA12, whose product is annotated as carbonic anhydrase 12. Bases 1 to 1068 code for a protein of 355 amino acids. Gene Ontology annotation, molecular function: zinc ion binding; carbonate dehydratase activity. Lineage: Eukaryota; Metazoa; Chordata; Mammalia; Lagomorpha; Leporidae. Gene Ontology annotation, cellular component: plasma membrane. The record is from RefSeq and is a predicted model, not a curated record. The transcript has 11 exons.
AUGCCCGUCGGCAGCCUGCGCGCGGCCGCGGUCCUCCUGCUGGGGAUCGCGCAGCUGCCGCCUUCCGGCGCAGCCCCGCGGAACGGAUCCAAGUGGACCUAUGUUGGUGCUGACGGGGAGAGGAGCUGGUUCAAGAAGUACCCGUCCUGCGGGGGCCGUCUGCAGUCCCCGAUAGACCUGCACGGUGACACCCUGCAGUAUGACGCCAGCCUGGCGCCCCUCGAGUUCCAGGGCUACAACGUGUCUGCUGACAAGCAGUUUAACCUGACCAAUGACGGCCACUCCGUGAGACUCAACCUGCCCCCGGACAUGCACCUCCAGGGCCUCCCGUCCCGUUACACUGCCACGCAGCUGCACCUGCACUGGGGGAACCGCAAUGACCCUUACGGCUCCGAGCACAUCGUGGGUGGGAAGCAGUUCGCCGCUGAGCUGCACAUCGUCCACUAUAACUCAGAUCUGUACCCUGACAUCAGCACCGCCAGCAACAAGUCGGAAGGCCUUGCCGUCCUGGCGGUUCUCAUUGAGAAGGGCUACUUCAAUCCGUACUACGACAGGAUCUUCAGUUUCCUGCGAUACGUGAAGUACAAAGGACAGAACGUGCGCAUCCCGACCUUCAACAUUGAGGAGCUGCUUCCCGAGAAGCCCGAUGAGUACUACCGCUACCGGGGCUCCCUCACCACCCCUCCCUGCUACCCCUCCGUGCUCUGGACGGUUUUCCGGAACCCUGUGAGCAUUUCCCAGGAGCAGCUGCUGGCUUUGCAGACAGCUCUGUACUUCACACGUGCAGACGAUCCUUCCCCUAGAGAAAUGAUCAACAACUUCCGGCCCAUCCAGAACUUCGGCGUGAGGCUGGUGCAUGCCUCCUUCCAAGAAGUGCAAAUCCUUACCGGCACGGGACUGAGUGUGGGCAUCAUCCUCUCGGUGGCCCUGGCCGGCGUUCUUGGCAUCUGCAUUGUCCUGGCAGUGUCCAUUUGGUUUUUCAGAAGGAAAAAGGGUAGCAAAAAAGGUGACAACAAGGGGGUCAUUUACAAACCAGCCAUCAAGAUGGAGACCGAGGCCCACGCCUGAAGGUCAGGGCUCUCUCAGACGUGUAAAGAAGGACCUGGCUUUGGACACCACCCAGCUGUGGCUCUCUCGACACUCAGAAUGCCCCAAGGUGUUCUCUGAGCUCAAUCUGCAAACACUCAGAUGCCUGGGGGACCUCCAGCUCCCCCAGCACUCUGGGGCCACCGUCAGAGUGAUGUGAUCCAUGGGUGGGCUGAAUGCCUGGGUCAGGAGGCUGGAGCUCUGAGCUAUGGGCUGUUUCUGUGUGAGAUGGGUCAGGAGUCUGGAUUCUGGCUGGAAAACAUGUCCACCCAGGGCUUCAGUCACGCGUGCUCUCAAGUGUCUUGGAAAUUCUGCUCAUUCUCCAAGCUUCCAGACUAGAAUGUGUACUCUCUGCUUGUGUUUUGCUUUUGAAACUCAGUUUUUUUCCUCGGGGGAGGAAGAGCUGUUGCUGGCUGAUUUCCCCCUGUGACAAAACCUUCAGUCUGACCUCACAAUUGUAGGGGAACAGUUGAGACGGGAAGGGCCAACUUCUUGGAAAGGAAAACAAGAGAUACAGUUUGUAAUAUAUUAGGGGCGCUUUUCACAGUCCUGCCCUUUGGGUCACAGACACUGAAUGGACCUAGAGAAAGAGUUUCAAGUUCCUUUUUUUUCUUUUUAUGGAGGUGAGGGGAGAGAGACACCCACAGAGACAAGGAGUUGGAGGGAAGGUGAGAAGGUGGGGGUGGUCUGGGAGACUCUCACUUUGGAGUCUGAAUUGGAACCACAAGUUGUUUAUCAAGCCACAACGUGCAGGCAGAAUACUAGUCCAAAUCCAACCUCCUGAUUGUUUUUAUACUGUACAGAUCUCAUAAAUAGUUUGACUGUUCCUUGAAAAUGUGUUUUCUUUCUCUAGAGCAGACACGGAGUUCUGAGGUGACCCAGUCUGCUUUUGAGUCUAGAAUAGACAAAAGCAAAAUGACUGUAGCGCUCCACCUCCUACCCAAAUCCCACUUCUGAGUGUCCCUUCUGCCAACCUGGGAUUGGGUCUGAUCUACUCCCGACUUUGAGGAUAUCACAUUGUGUUAAGUUAAAAUAUAUUUUCAGGCUCUAAAGGCCAAACGUUAUCUGUACAGGGGUUGGUACUGUUGUCGUAUUGAGGGACCAAAGAUACUGGAACAUUACUAAGUCUCCAUAUUCCUCCCCCAAGCCACAGUUUUAGAGAAGCCUUAACUCCUUCCUCGUUGUCCUGCCAUGGAAGUGGAGGUCAGUUAGUUCCACAACAGAGAAGGGGUCGCAGUCACCAAGCCCCUACUGCUAGCUCCUGGCUGUUUCCAGAGAGUGCUGAGUCCCAGCUCCUUUCGACAGCAUGGAAUGUCCUUUUAAAGCACAGGUCUCUUUAUACAGUUUCCCUCUACUCUUCCCUCUGACUUUAGAGAUUCUCUCCAUCAUCACAACGUUUCGUGUCUUUCAGUCUGUGUGUCUGUACACCAGAUGUCUGACAGCCUCGGAGCCAAUGGUGGUGCCGCGGCUUUGCCAUUAGCACACGCGAUGCAUCAUCUGAUCACAGCAGGGAAGGUAUUGUGACCACGCCAUGUGGAUUCCGUGGUUUCUGCCUUGGCCCAUGGUGGCCAAUCAAGACCACUUCAGGAAACUCUGAGGAUGAGAGAACAGAGAGAUGACUGUGCCUGGCACAGGGCUGCUCACGGAGAGACUAAUUUACUAAGUAGAAACACAGUGGCAUUUCUCUUUCCCUCUUUGCUGUCAGCACAGGCCAGGCUCUUGGGUCUCCUGCCUGAGACAAAAAGGGCCGGUUGGGGCCGGCGCUGUGGUGUAGCGGGUAAAGCUGCUGUCUGCAGUGCUGGUAUCCCAUAUGGGCACCAGUUCGAGUCCCGGCUGCUCCACUUCUGCUAUGGCCUGGGAAAGCAGUAGAAGAUGGCCCAAGUCCUUGGGUCCCUGCAUCCAUCUGGGAGACCUGGAAGAAGCUCCUGGCUUUGGAUCUGCAUAGUUCUGGCCGUUGUGGCCAAUUCAGGAGUUGACCAGUGGAAGGAAGACCUCUCCCCCACCUCCCUUUCUCUCUUUCUCUCUCUCUCUCCCCCUCUCUCUCUGCUUCCACUUCUCUGUAACUUUGCUUUCAAAUAAAUAAAUAAAUAAAUAAAUCUAAAAAAGAGGGGGGUGGCUGGGUGGGUGCUGUGCUGGGGCACAUGGCAGGUGGAGACAUAGCUAAAACAAACCACAGGAUGGGACAAGAGGUAUGGAAGGCCUGGCUUUUCUGGUCUUUCAUUUGCCUCUCACUAAUAAGGCUUCAAGUCUCUGUUCUAUUUCUUUAGUAUCCUCUGGUAAAAGUAGUAAAAAUCUGUAUCUUCAUCUUGAGUGGAUGACUCUAGGAUUUGGUGCACUGAUCCAGUGAUAUCAUAUCCAGUUCAAACCCUAAAUUCUCCCUUUCACAGUCUCCUGACCACCCCUCGGGCCCUGUGCUGACAGUCUGUCCAGUAAGUCUGUAUUUAUUGUCAGAAUGAUUGUAAUCAAG